UAGCCAGACGGGUCCAGCAAGUACCCAGUGCAGGCCAACCGUGGUCAGGUGCACGCAGCACUCUCGGCCACGGCCUUGGCAGGCAGGCGCGACGGCCGUGCCCGCACCCGUUCAGCCAGCAGUCGCACCACGACCAUGGCAAGGCCGUGGGCCGAGUCAGCCACCAGCGGACCAGUCCGAGCAGACCGGCAGUUCGGUCGGACCGAAUUCUGGGCAUUCAGAUAUGACUCUAGACAUUAGGAUCUUCCUAUAUGACUCUAGAGUUCUUCAGGAUUCACGUCAGUAUUUAUCGGCCACUUUUGGCGACUCGUCAAGAGAUUUGUGUGCCUUAGUAAUCAGUCAGAAUGUUAUCACGUAUUCAGUAAUGUUAAACUUUCUCAAUGUUCAGAUGCCGCCACGUAGGGAACCCGAUCAUCAGGCUCCUACUCAGGCUACUGUAGUCGCUCAGUUCCGCGACUACCACGCUGAAAAGUUCUCAGGGCAGGGAGAUCCCCGCAUCGUUGAUGAAUGGAUUCAGGGUUUAGAGUUUAUCUUUGAGGUCAUGGACUGCCCCGAUAGAUAUCGCGUAAUCUGCGCUCAGCUUCAGCUCACUGGUGAUGCUAGGCUCUGGUGGAAUGCCUACUGGAGCAUGCGUCCCGGUGAAAAAGCAGGUUGUACAUGGGACAUGCUCAAAGAGCUAGUCCGCGAAAAGUACUACCCCUCCUACUAUCGGGCAGAGAUGGAGCGUAAGUUCUUAGCGCUCCAGCAGGGCACUCGUACGGUUGAUGAGUACGAGCGAGAGUUCACUAGACUUGCAGCUUUCGUACCGGACCUGGUUCGCACGGAGGCUCAGAGAGCGCAGCGGUUCAUCGAUGGGCUUUUCCCAGCAGUCCGUCACAACAUCGUGGGACACGGGACUCAGACCUAUGCUCGUGCAGUUUCUAUCGCCCAGGAGGUGGACGCUAGCAUCAGGAGGGAGACCGUCCGUGAUCGUGCCCAGCCAUCUGCCCCAGUUCUGCCAUUUGUAGCUCCACCAGCCCUACCAGCUGCUCAGCCGACGAAGGAGAAGAAGAGGAAGGGGAAGGGUGCACAGACUAACCGGAGGACCCGACAGAGACAGCAGCCGAUUCCACCGUGCCCGAGUUGCGGACGACUUCAUCGGGGAGAGUGCCAU
Striga hermonthica is the source of this 1153-nucleotide messenger RNA. The record is from the annotation of a GenBank genome assembly. NCBI's taxonomy places the organism in Eukaryota, Viridiplantae, Streptophyta, Magnoliopsida, Lamiales, Orobanchaceae.